AUGAGUACCGUGAUCCGACGCCUAGCAGACAACACCUCGGGUAUCACUGCAUUGGUAAUUGCACACCGUCUCAGCACAAUUGUUGAUGCAGACGAAAUAAUAGUCCUACGCAACGGACUUGUCACUGAAAGAGGCACACAUUCUGAUUUAAUGAUGAGGCCAGGGUCGUAUUACGCCGAUCUCUGGCGCCAGCAACGCUUAUCCUCAGUCUCAAUCGCCAGCAAUCCCACAACUAUAGAUCUGCCUGGCUAG
Messenger RNA from Protopolystoma xenopodis, 252 nucleotides. The record is from the annotation of a GenBank genome assembly. NCBI's taxonomy places the organism in Eukaryota, Metazoa, Platyhelminthes, Monogenea, Polystomatidea, Polystomatidae.